AUGCUCGCAAGGUCGUAUGUAUGGUGGCCUAAUAUCGAUAUUGAUAUAGAUAAGUUUAUUAAGACGUGUACGGAAUGCCAAUGUAAUCAAAACGAUAAGAAUGUUAGUGAGAAAGUGUAUAUUCCGUGGGAAAAUCCAUCAGAUUCUUGGAAAAGAAGACACAUCGAUUUUCUAGAAAUAAAUCAAGUUAAAUUAUUAAUCAUUGUUGACAGUUUUAGCAAAUGGAUUGAGUGUUUUGCAAUGGGAAGUACAACGGCUUCAAAAGUAAUCGAAGUUUUAGAAAAUUGUUUUUGUCGUUUUGGUUCCCCAGAGAUAAUGGUAACCGAUAAUGGUCCACCUUUUGGCGCAAAUGAAUUUAAAGCAUAUUGUGAGAAAAAUUGUAUAAAACUAGUACAUUCGCCGCCAUACAAUCCAGAGUCUAAUGGGUUGGCAGAGCGAGGAGUGCAAACGAUAAAAAAAUUAUUAAUAAAGAGUUUGUGUGUAGAGAGAGAUGUAAAAAGAAUACAAUCAAAAAUUAAUAAUAUUUUAGUAUCAUAUCGUAACACACCAACAACAAGCACAGGUUGUAGUCCGUCAGAUUUAAUAUAUAAUUUUAAACCAAAAAAUCAUUUGUCCAUAUUAAAACCACCAAAUAUUGUAGAAAAGAAUAAAAAUAUUAAUGUUACUAAGUACGAAAUAAAUGAUAAAGUUCUUGUUCGAAAUAAUUCAAAAGGGCAGAAAUGGUUAACUGGACGUAUAAUGAAAAUGUUGGGAACGUGCAGUUAUUUAGUCCGGGUUGGUGAUAAAAUCAGAUUAAUGCAUGUAAACAAAUUGAAAAAGAGUUAUUUAAAUGAUGAGGUACAUCCAAGGGAACUUGAAUAA
Molecule: messenger RNA, 861 nt
Organism: Metopolophium dirhodum (rose-grain aphid)
Lineage: Eukaryota; Metazoa; Arthropoda; Insecta; Hemiptera; Aphididae
Exons: 1
Coding region: 1-861 (286 amino acids)
Biological process (GO): DNA integration
Molecular function (GO): nucleic acid binding
Source: RefSeq, a predicted model, not a curated record